CAGCCCCUGAUUGGGUCUCCUCCCUGUCACAAAGACCCAAGCUGGAGAUAAUAAUAAUAAGAUAUAUAUAUAAAAAAACCCAGCAAGAAAGAACCAACCACCCCCUCCUCUCAGGCCUCCCUCCCAUUGGCUGCCCUUCCCUUUGUGUGCCAGGCAGCUGCAGUCCCAGCUCCACAUUUGAAUGUAUAUAGGGGAUUGGAAGGGACCAUUUCCAUGGGCCAUCUGUCUCCCAGCCAGCAGCAGCCCCGCUCCCACCUCCACCCAGGAGCAGCACAACAAAGGGACCGCAGCCGCAGCCAGGCAGGAUGGUUCUAGUGCACGUCGGCUAUCUUGUUCUUCCAGUGUUUGGCUCUGUACGAAACAGAGGUGCUCCUUUUCAAAGGUCUCAGCACCCUCAUGCUACCUCCUGCCGGCACUUCCAUCUGGGCCCCCAACCUCAGAUCUCAGCUGACUUCCCUCUCCCUCACCCUGUCCAGCCACAGCCAGGGCUGAACCCUCACAUGGCGACAGCUCACCAGCAUAACGGCCCACUACACCAGCCCCUACCACCUCUGCCAGCCCUGCCGUUUCAGGAUGUGACAGGACCCUCCUUCCUACCUCAGGCGCUACACCAGCAAUACCUCCUCCAGCAGCAGCUCCUCGAGGCCCAGCACCGCAGGCUCAUGCCUCAUCCCAGGCGGACUCAGGAGCGCAUGUCUGUUCAACCUCAUCGGUUACACCCAGGCUUUGACUUCGGCCACCAACUGCAAACUCCUCAACCCAUGGGGCCCCAGCCCAGGUAUCUAGCUGAAGGCACAGACUGGGAUCUUAGUGUUGAUGCUGGACUGACACAUGCCCAGUUCCAGGUCAGGCCAGUUCCUCAGCACUAUCAACAUUAUUUAGCUACGUCUAGAAUGCACCAUUUCCCCAGAAACACAUCCUCAACGCAGAUGGUAGUCCAUGAAAUCAGAAACUACCCUUAUCCUCAGCUUCAGUUACUUGCUCUUCAGGGACUGAAUCCAAACAGGCACACGUCUGCCGUAAGGGAAAGUUAUGAAGAGCUGCUGCAGCUGGAAGACAGAUUAGGCAGUGUGAACCGGGGAGCUGUGCAGAACACCAUCGAGAGGUUCACUUUCCCACACAAGUACAAAAAGAGAAGACCGCAGGAAGACAAAGCUGAGAAGGAGGAUGGGGAGGAGUCGGACACCGAUGAGAAAUGCACAAUCUGUCUGUCUAUGCUUGAAGACGGAGAAGACGUGAGGCGUUUACCCUGUAUGCAUCUAUUUCACCAAGUGUGCGUGGAUCAGUGGCUAGCAACCAGCAAGAAGUGCCCGAUCUGCAGAGUGGACAUUGAAACACAACUGGGCUCUGACAGCUGAAAGAACCAAUGCGGUGCACCAUUUUCCUUACCAGGUCAUAUGGCCAUAAGCCCUUGCAGCAAAAUUUUGCCUUCUGAGCCAUUUGAUUUAGAGGAAAAGUCUGCAAGCACAUUAGCGAAAAGGAGGAAUUGGUGGUACAAUAGCUAGUGGUAGGAGAGGAUCCUAACAGCCAUAUUGGUCCAAUGCAUGGGAGCUGGUAUUCCCAGAGCUAGAAGGCCCUGUGCUACAGAAGAUUUAGUAUCGAUCAUGAAGGAACUAGUAUGUGGUUAGUUUGGCCUGUCAAUCCUGGGUUUCACAAGGAUUGUAUAUAUACCUCUCGAAUAAGUAGACACAUGUUAGGGGAUCUUUAGCUAUUUCUGUGGACAGCAACUGGAGCAUGUUAGCUUAAGAAAUGUUGUGUUUGGUGCCCUAGUCAUCUCGUGGUGGACAUGUCGCUGUUAACCUAAUUUGCACCAAAUAUUUUUUUCAUAGAUUCCUUAUUUUGGUGCCUGACUGAAAUGUGGCAGAGGUGAAAGAAAAAAAAAAAAGUUAAAUCUUCCCACCUUUAGGAAAAAAAAAAGAGAGGUGAAAUAGCAAAUUCCUGUUUACAGUUAGAAGGAUCGUGCUCUUUGCCUCGUCCGCGUUUAUUUCUUUGAUUAUGUUUACAGUGUGGUGCUCAUUUAGAGAAGC
Messenger RNA from Trachemys scripta elegans, 2027 nucleotides. It is a transcript of the gene ARK2C, whose product is annotated as ring finger protein 165. NCBI's taxonomy places the organism in Eukaryota, Metazoa, Chordata, Testudines, Emydidae. The transcript has 8 exons. The record is from RefSeq and is a predicted model, not a curated record. Bases 306 to 1358 code for a protein of 350 amino acids. Gene Ontology annotation, molecular function: ubiquitin protein ligase activity; zinc ion binding. Gene Ontology annotation, biological process: motor neuron axon guidance; positive regulation of BMP signaling pathway.